AUGGUCAUACUUCUUUCCAACAUUAAGAGACAGUUUAACAGAUGCGUGAAGGGUCCAGAUGGAGGAACCAAAAAAGACCUUUUCGGGGUAUCUGGUCCCCGCCCUCCGCCUCGCUGCAGCCCUUCUCCUUUAGCUCCACGUUCACUCACCACCGUGAGCGUGCAGGUCUCCAGAUCCUACAAGGAGGGCACCUUCCUGUUCACCUCGGAGUCCGUGGGGGAAGGACACCCAGAUGAGAUUUGUGACCAGAUCAGUGAUGCUGUUCUUUAUGCCCACCUUCAGUAGGAUCCUGACGCCAAAGUGGCUUGUGAAACUGUUAUUAUUAACACUGGACUUGUUAUUCUUGCUGGGAAAAUUACAUCCAGAGCUGCCAUUGACUACCAGAAAGUAGUUCGUGAUACCAUCAAGCACAUUGGCUAUGAUGAUUCUUCCAAAGGAUUUGACUACAAGGCUUGUGCUGUUCAGGUGGCUUUGGAACAACAGUCACCAGACAUUGCUCAAGGGGGUCACCUUGACCUGAAUGAGAAGGAGGUUGGUGCAGGAGACUACCAGGGCAUGGUGUUUGGUUAUGCCGCUGAUGAAACUGAAGAAUGUAUGCCUUUAACCCUUGUCUUAGCCCACCAGCUCAAUACCAAACUUGCUGAACUAUGUCGCAAUGGCACCUUACCUUGGUUAUGCCCAGAUUCUAAAACUCAAGUGGCUGUGCAGUACAUGAAGGAUCGAGGUGCUGUGCUGCCCAUCAGAAUCCACGAAAUUGUUAUGUCUGUUCAGCAUGAUGAAGAUGUUUCUCUGGAUGAGAUGAGGGAGGCCCUGAAGGAGAAAGUCAUUAAAGUCGUUGUUCCUGCAAAGUAUCUUGAUGAGGACACAAUCUACCACAUACAGCCUAGUGGCAGAUUUGUAAUUGGGGGUCCUCAGGCUAGUACUGGUUUGAGUGGCCAGAAGAUAAUUUUGGACACUUAUGGAGGCUGGGGAGCUCAUGGAGGAGGUGCCUUUUCAGGAAAGGAUUGUACCAAGGUGGACCGCUCAGCUGCUUAUGCUGCCCGUUGGGUGGCAAAAUCCCUCAUUGAAAGAGAUCUACUGUGCAGAAGGGUGCUUGUGCAGGUCAAUGACGCUAUUGGAGUUUCUCACCCAUUAUCAAUUUCCAUUUUCCAUUAUGGCACCUCUGAGAAGAGAGAGCAAGAGCUAGUAGAUAUUGUGAAGAAGAAUUUUGACCUCCGCCCUGAAGUCAUUGUCAGGGAUCUGGAUCUGAAGAAGCCAGUUUAUCAGAGGACUGCUGCCUAUGGCCACUUUGGCAGGGAAGACUUCCCCUGGGAAGUGCCCCAAAAGUUUAAAUAUUAA
Echinops telfairi (small Madagascar hedgehog) is the source of this 1338-nucleotide messenger RNA. Its product is annotated as S-adenosylmethionine synthase-like. Gene Ontology annotation, biological process: S-adenosylmethionine biosynthetic process. Lineage: Eukaryota; Metazoa; Chordata; Mammalia; Afrosoricida; Tenrecidae. Gene Ontology annotation, molecular function: methionine adenosyltransferase activity; ATP binding. Gene Ontology annotation, cellular component: cytosol; methionine adenosyltransferase complex. The record is from RefSeq and is a predicted model, not a curated record.